Messenger RNA from Athalia rosae (coleseed sawfly), 1344 nucleotides. RefSeq lists its product as uncharacterized. The transcript has 3 exons. NCBI's taxonomy places the organism in Eukaryota, Metazoa, Arthropoda, Insecta, Hymenoptera, Athaliidae. The record is from RefSeq and is a predicted model, not a curated record. The coding region runs from base 93 to 746 and encodes 217 amino acids.
GAAUUUGACAAACUUGGUUCGGGUGUUACGAGCGAGAAAAUUGGAAGAAGAAAAGUGAACAUAAAUACGAUCUACAACAGGCUCUGUGCAAAAUGACUCGCUUCCUGGUAAUCAUGUCGAUGGUGUUUGGAGCACUUUUUGGUAACGCCACAUUGCAGCCACUCGAAGGCAGUUCUUCCCCUCAGCAAAAAUUCGCCGCCGUUUCUUCAGGAGCAACUCCAGGUUCUCAGCAAGUUUCGCAAUACGGAAAUACACCGGCAGGAAGUUCACCUCAGAGUAGCGUUGCUCCACCUCAAUUUUAUUAUCCAACGUAUCCCGAGUACAAAGAUCCUGGGUACUCGGUGCAGUCGGGAUACGAAGGAUAUUUGGUACCCUCUGCCACUCCAGUGCCACAAUCAACUUGGAAUUCUGGAUUAUGGUCAAUGAUUUCCCCGGUCUCCAGCUUUGCUCUUGGAUAUGGAGCCCGCGCAGGAAUAUAUUUGCUCAAUUUAUUGCUGCUCUUGUUUCUCGGCGGAAUCUUUACCACAUCGGUCUGCACUUUCACCCCUUUGUGCACGAUAACCAUUCUCGGUUUGGGAAAGUCACAGGUUAAGGAAUCAGUCACAGAAUUGGCCCGGACCUAUAUGACUCCAGAAAGGAUUUCCGCUGCUACCAGCCUCGUUAAAAGAGCAAUCGACAAAUACGCCGCCAUGCAGAAGCAGCCGAUCAAGGAUGAGGCAGAAAAAGCCGACGAUGAAUCUAGUUAAUCGAUUUUAACAGAAAUUUUGCAAACCUACAUUUGUGAUAAUUAUUGAUAACAAUGAUCACCCACGCUAUUUAUACCAUUAAUAAAACAUAGUUAUUAUAUCGAAAUGGGCGAUGUUUCUCAACUGAUACGGUAAGCAGACGCGAUUAGAUCGAAUUGAAUUGUUCUGUACAGAAACAGAAAUACGAAACGCGCACUAGAAAGUUGCCGUCGUUACAGUAUUACGAGGGCUAAGAUCAAGGCCAAGGUUUUAACUUAGAGUUAAAGGUCGCACAAGGUUACGUGGUUCGUAACCCGGGUAUUUUCGGACGUUGCCAUUGAUACUUUAACGAGCUAGUAUUUAGAUUUUCAACGUCCUUCCGCGUACCCUAUGAGUUCUUUCAGCAAUCUGCACCCCCUGAAUUCCUCGGCAUAAGUUGAGGAAAUCCAACCAGCGGUCAGCUGAUUAAUAUAUAUCACAGCUACGAUAUGUGUAUAACAUUGUGAUAAGUUGGUGAACCUAUGUAUCAUCCUUUCACACGGCCAAGGAAGCGUACGAGCGUCAUCGUCGUGAUAUAUUUUUGUGUAUUAUGCAUGCGUACAUAUAUACUAUAGUUUAU